AACCUACAAAAGUACAAGAAAACUAUUUUAAUUUGAAUGUUCUACCCGCGUAGACCGGUAUUGUGUCGCGAUGUCUUUGUAAAUAAUUACUGAAGUAGUUAUAAGACCAAUAAAAACGAUUUAAUACUAGUGUGGAGAAUAUUUCUGUGAUAAAAUACCGUACUUUUCAAGUUAGUGGUCGGUAUACUUUUGGCUGUCUGUUUUCUAAUUGGUAACAAUGUCGCGCGACAGGACAUCACGGCGGUUUUACAGGGCGGAGUCGACCCACGACCUAACCUCCUAUCUGGACCGGGGGCAGGCAGCCAUCGACGAGAACCGGUGGACCUUCGAGACCGCGUGGGAAGCUGCUAAUAAAGUGGGCGGUAUUUAUACUGUGAUCAGGUCUAAGGCCUAUGUCUCCACGGAGGAGAUGGGUGAAAACUACUGCUUGCUGGGUCCUUACAAAGAGCAGUGCGCCCGCACAGAGGUGGAGGAGGCGGAUUUCCCCCCGAAUUCCCCCCUCACCGCCGCCGUCAACGCCCUGAGAAGCCACGGCUUUAAGGUACAUACGGGCACGUGGCUGGUGGACGGCAACCCGCAGAUCAUCCUGUUCGACAUCGGCUCGGCGGCGUGGCAGCUGGACGCGUACAAGCAGGAGCUGUGGGACACGUGCUCAGUGGGCAUACCGCACCUGGACGUGGAGGCCAAUGACUCCGUCAUACUCGGCUUUAUGGUCGCGCAGUUCAUCGCAGAGUUCCGUAAGGCGGCGGAGGGUUACAGCGACACGCCGCCGCGCGUGGUCGCCCACUUCCACGAGUGGCAGGCCGGCGUCGGACUCAUCAUGCUCAGGGUCCGCCAUAUAGAUGUCGCUACUGUGUUUACGACGCACGCGACGCUCCUCGGCCGAUAUCUGUGUGCGGGCAACACUGAUUUCUAUAACAACUUAGAUAAGUUUUCAGUGGACGAGGAGGCGGGAAAGAGACAGAUAUAUCACCGGUAUUGCAUGGAGCGUGCCGCCGCGCACAUGGCGCAUAUAUUCACGACUGUAUCUGACAUCACGGGAUACGAAGCUGAACACCUCUUGAAACGGAAGCCGGACAUCAUCACGCCCAAUGGUCUGAACGUGAAGAAGUUUUCAGCACUGCACGAGUUCCAAAACUUGCACGCGCUGGCCAAGGAGAAGAUCAAUGAGUUCGCCAGAGGCCACUUCUACGGACAUUUCAACUUUGAUUUAGAUAAAACACUGUAUUUCUUUAUCGCUGGUCGAUACGAGUACGGGAACAAAGGAGCGGAUAUCUUCAUUGAAGCUCUGGCCAGGCUCAAUCAUUAUUUGAAGUCGUCCGAGUCCGAGAUGACGGUGGUGGCGUUCCUGAUCUUCCCGGCGAGGACCAACAACUUCAACGUGGAGAGUCUUCGGGGCCACGCCGUCACCAAGGCCCUGCGGGACACCUUACAAGAUAUACAGCAGAAGGUCGGCAAGAGGAUGUAUGAUAUUUGUUUAAGGGGACACUUGCCCGAAGCGUCAGAUCUCCUUCACAAAGACGACACAGUGCGGCUGAAGCGCUGCAUAUACGCGCUGCAACGCGAUGGAUUACCACCGGUUACCACACACAAUGUUGUGGAUGAUUGGAACGACCCAGUCCUGAACGCGGUCAGAAGGUGUCAACUGUUCAAUACGGUUAACGACAAAGUCAAGGUGAUCUUCCACCCGGAGUUCCUGACGUCGACCAACCCGCUGUUCGGGCUGGACUACGAGGAGUUCGUGCGCGGCUGCCACCUGGGCGUGUUCCCCUCGUACUACGAGCCGUGGGGCUACACGCCCGCCGAGUGCACCGUCAUGGGCAUACCCAGCAUCACCACCAACCUCUCCGGGUUCGGCUGCUUCAUGCAGGACCACAUAGCGGACCCGAUGUCGUACGGCAUAUAUGUGGUGGACCGGCGGUACAUAUCGCUGGAGGGCUCCGUGCAGCAACUUGCUCAGUAUAUGUACGACUUUACCAAACUAAGUCGUCGGCAGCGCAUCAUACAGAGAAAUAGGACUGAGAGACUGUCUGAUUUGAUGGACUGGCGGAAUCUAGGCAUUUAUUAUCGGCAAGCUAGAGCCCAAGCGUUGAAAAUAGUGUAUCCGGAUUAUGUGGACCAUAUGGACUUGGAGUUGGGCAAACGAUUCAACUACCCGCGUCCCAUCUCCGAACCACCCAGUCCUACGCAUUCCAUACGUCGCCACGACAUAUCAAAUCGUCUAACCACAUCCUAUCAGAAAGAGAUAGAAUCGAAAGAGACAAAAGAUGAACAAGUCCAAACAUCUGAACACAGAAUUGAUGUUCAAAGAAAGAAUCUUCUCAACGUCCAGAAAUCGCUAGAGAUAUUAGACAUAUCUGUCGAUGACACCGACGGUAUAGAUGUCUCUUUCGAGAAGCCGAACUAUUCCGAAUCGGAGCACGAGAAUUACCGAACGCCGAAUGAGACGUUCCUGGAACCGUUGAACGAGGCAAUGGUGGAACAGAUAGAUCAGCUGAUCGCAAAACUGAAUGACUGUACGGAACGAAAUGGCGGGAACAAUGGCGGCAAUUAGGAGGCACAACCCCAGUAACUUCUAUCCACGGUUCGGAUGAUGAAGACGAAGUGGAUGAGGAGAAGGAAUUAGCUGAACUUAGGAUUAGCGAUAAAUAAUAGUAAUUCAUAGGUAAUAGUAAUAAAUUAAACCUUUUUAGUUCCAUUAUAAUGAAAUGGUCCUUAUGAUCAACGUUAUACGGUCGGUAUUAAGAUUCCAUUAUUGGAAACUGGUUUCUCGUAUCUUAGUGUAUUAUUGUGGUUCCUAGGCAGCUUAGUGUUGGGAUUUUGUAAUGGGAUAGGUGGGAUGAAGUCAAGUCAGUCGACUUACUGUAAUGAAUUUAACAAAAAAUAACUAAGAUAGUUUCCAGGAGGAACCGCGUGGAGGUCGACCUGACAGUGUAUAUUGCUGGUAAUUCCAUUCGUCGUAUUCUAUUAUUAAAUAUUUGAAUUUAUUUUGAUUUCUUUUGCAUUUAUAUACUGAUCUUCAUACCUCUUGUCGCUUUAUACGAUAACCUUUUAAUGGAAAAAGAAUGGAAAAUGAACAUUGUUAUUCAUCAUUACCAUCAUGUCACUUAUUAAUUGCCCACUGCUGGACAUAGACAUCUGUCAUAAAGGCAGUUUUGUCAGUAGUUGCCACGUUUGGCAAGUGGGUUAGCAAACGCUUAGUAAGGCUUUGGUGAUGUUUUAAAAGAGACGAUGUUGCUUGUCUCUAGACCAUUGUUCCCUUAGUCGUCUUAACAACACCCACGCGAAAGAAGGGGUGGCCCAUUCUAUGCCGGGACCACACGAGUGUUUAGCGUACAGAAAUGUCCAUUGUGACGUCUCUCGUACGUACUUCGAGCCGGUUUUAUAUUGUUUAAGAAUAUGUUUUGAUAAAAAUUAAUAUAAUAUAUGAUAUAUACUAUUUUUAACAAUUAUUGAAAGAUUUUAUAUUUUAAUUAUAUUUCUAUUUUCUAUAUUGGUUUAGAGUUUAAAUUUUAUUACAGGACCAGGCUGUAUGGGUUUAUUCCUUUGCCUGCUAAUUGUACGUCCAUUAUUAAUAAUUUUACUAUACAGAGUAUUAUGCAUGUUUCAGAGAGUUUUGUUUUAUACUGUGGACAUUUUUUACUUUUUAUGAGUGUUCGUAACGAAGUAUGGCAAUGAAGCGAUUAUUUGUCAAUUUAAAAAAAUAAUUUGAGUAUUUUUUAAAGUUUCUGUUUGAUUUUUCUAAAAAUGCAAUAUAAUAUUGUAAUAAUAUUCUUAUUAUGCUGGCACUAAAAAUAGGGUUCUCAUACAAAAGAAUGUCUGAAGAAAUCAGAAGUAAUGUAUGAAGUACGUGCAUAGUUUUUAAUGAUAGAUUUAUAUGCAAUGUACUUGUAUUUUAUGAUUAACGUUUUAGUCAGUUGGCAGAGUAUUUUUUUUAAUAAUCAAUUAGAAACAUUUAAAAUUGUUCAAUUGUUUUUGAAAGUGACCAUAAUUACGACAUUGUCACACUUCGGCGAGCAAAAGUAAUGAACGCUUUUAAUAUUCGGAAAGCAAACAAUUGUUUUUUUUUUUUAAUAUAAUAUGUAUAAUGUUUAUGAAAUUUUUGAAAAUGGAACUCAUUUCUUCUUUGUCUACAGUAAUGAACGUUUCAAACAAGAUGCCCAUAGAGGUUGUAAUAUGUUUUUUUUUUUUAAAUCACAUAAUGAACUCGUGCCACCAUAUAUAGUUAUUGUUUUGUAUCACUAGCGCAUUAUAUAUCGUCACAUUAUGUUCGUAAGUAAUGAUGACGGUUUAUAAAAAAUUAAGGCGUAGAUAUUUUAUUUAUUUUAAAUUUAUUUUACUAUUUAUGUUAUUAAUAUAAUAAAAUUGUACCUAGACCAUGUUUGUACAUUGAAAAUUUUUAAGUCAAACAUAAUAAUUUUAAAAAGUUUACUCUGUUAUUUGUUUGUAGCUUUUUUCGGUAUCACACUAAUUUUUUUGCAUUAAAUUGGAUACGGUUUUCAAAGUUGCCUUCUUGAAUGUUUAGCUUUAAAUCUGACAUAUUUUAUCUUAAUAUGCUAUCUAGAAAGAUGAUGAGAUGCCAGGUUUCAAAAAAAAGUUAUAACCUAGUGCUGCCAACUUGCCUUAUGCCAUUGUUGCAUCGCCAAGUGGCAAUUUUGAAUAAGAAUGUAAUUAAUUAAUUAAUUAAUUAUUAUUAGAAGGGAAUGUUUUAAAAUAAAUGUUAUGAAUGAAAAUUGAUAAAAUUUAUAAGAUUUAAACAUACAGACACGUCAUUAGAUUAUUAAAUAAAAUUGUAACUCAGUCGGUAAAAGUAUGGAAGCAUGAUAUUAAAUUUAAUGAAAAUUUAAACGCAAUAAUAAUAUAUUAGAUAAAUUCCAAGAUAAAAUUUUAUUUAAGUCUUUUUAACAAAUCACUAUAUUUUAGUUUUAAAAAUCUAUCCUGUUAUAUCGUUCCUAUAAAAUAAAUUUAAUGGCGUAGGUUGUAGUCAUGUAUUUUUGUAUAUCUAUUUACUUUUAAGUUGUUAGCAUUUUUUUUUUUAUUUAUUAAUAUGAAAUUAAGUUACACAGGAAUAUUAAAUUUGUAAUUUAAGUUUUUUUUAAUAGUUGAUAAAGAAUGGCAACACUGCCUACACUAUUAGUAUACAUUGUCGGGGCACCAGGGAGGAAGAAUAGAGGAUUUUUUUUUGUACAACUUAGAAUGGCAAAUAAGCUGACGGCCCACCUGAUGGAAAGUGGUAACCGUCGCCUAUAGGUGAGGAUGAUAUCAGGUCGGUUGGCCUAUCACGAUGAAUUCCACAAGAUGAACAGAAUCAUGGUGGUUUUCAGGGAGUCCGUGUAGAGGUCGACCUGACAGGGUAGAUUGCUAGUAGAGACGCAAGUCUCAGUUACUAAUAACAAUCCCUUUUCUACUUAUUUAAGUGUGUACGAUUGUCUGUUCGUUUGUUACGUCUUCACUAAAGCGACUAUUUGAAUUUGCCUAAAUACGUCUAUGUCCAUGUCAGAUAUGAAAUGAUGCCUUCCAUUAAAUUUAUUUGUAAAUAAAACCCUUUGUUCUUGAGGAUGUCAAAUAUGUAAGCGUAUUCUAGAUGUUACAAAAGUGUUUUUCUUUUGAAGUAACUUCUUGGUUUGUAACAAAGUAAAAAAAAAAAAAAAGAA
Molecule: messenger RNA, 5654 nt
Organism: Galleria mellonella (greater wax moth)
Lineage: Eukaryota; Metazoa; Arthropoda; Insecta; Lepidoptera; Pyralidae
Gene: GlyS
Product: glycogen [starch] synthase
Exons: 19
Coding region: 218-2554 (778 amino acids)
Biological process (GO): glycogen biosynthetic process
Cellular component (GO): cytoplasm
Molecular function (GO): alpha-1,4-glucan glucosyltransferase (UDP-glucose donor) activity
Source: RefSeq, a predicted model, not a curated record